This is a messenger RNA of Parastagonospora nodorum SN15, 5118 nucleotides long. RefSeq lists its product as hypothetical. Gene Ontology annotation, biological process: sister chromatid segregation; resolution of meiotic recombination intermediates; DNA topological change. Bases 1 to 5118 code for a protein of 1705 amino acids. The record is from RefSeq and is a predicted model, not a curated record. The transcript has 2 exons. Lineage: Eukaryota; Fungi; Ascomycota; Dothideomycetes; Pleosporales; Phaeosphaeriaceae. Gene Ontology annotation, molecular function: ATP binding; DNA topoisomerase type II (double strand cut, ATP-hydrolyzing) activity; DNA binding. Gene Ontology annotation, cellular component: nucleus.
AUGGACGACUCGAUGAUGGACGACUCGGUCUUCAGCGACGGCGGCAGCGAAAACUUCGAGCCUCCAGCGAAGCCCGCAAAGGUUACCAAGGCCAAGGCCCCACCCAAGAAAGCCGCAGCACCAGCAAAGCCUCGAGGGCGGCCGGCAGGCGCAACCGCGAAGCCAAAGGCCAAGGCGCCUCCAAAGAAGAAGAAGGUGGUUAGCGAUGAGGAGAACUCAGACAUCGAUAUGGCCGAGGAUCCGCUCGACGAUGACGAGUCGCUCCUCCAGGACACUCCUCCGAAGCAGAAGAAGGCACCUGCCCCGAAGAAGACCAGCGGCAAGCCACUGGCUGACAUCGACAACGAGAGUUUCGAUGCUGCAGCGGUGAAAAAGGCCUCAAGCGGUGCCAGCAGCAAAUACCAGAUGUUGACCCAUUUGGAACACAUCAUGAAGCGACCAGACACAUACAUCGGCUCCGUCGAGCGCCAGACAGACAAGAUGUGGGUGUACAACUCCACAACCGAGAGCAUGGAAUACCGCGACGUAUCGUAUGUCCCAGGUCUCUACAAGAUCUUCGACGAGAUCCUUGUCAACGCCGCCGACAACAAGCAAAACGACAAGAACAUGAGCGAGAUCCGUGUCACAGUCGAUCGCGAGUCGGGAGAAGUGUCCAUACUGAACGACGGCAAGGGUAUACCUAUUGAGGUACACGCAGAGCACGGCAUCUACGUCCCUGAGAUGAUUUUCGGCCACCUUCUCACCUCGUCCAACUACGAUGACAACCAGCAAAAGGUCACCGGUGGUCGCAACGGUUAUGGUGCAAAGCUUUGCAACGUCUUCAGUAAAGAGUUCACCGUCGAGACUGUCGACUCUAAGCAGAAGAAGAAGUACAGGCAGACAUGGACCGAGAACAUGAGUGUCAUGGGCAAGGCCAAAAUAACAGAUUUCAAGUCGGGCGACGACUACACUAAAAUCUCCUGGAAGGCCGAUUACAAGAGGUUCGGCAUGGACGGUAUCGAUGACGACUUCGAGGCACUGAUCAAACGCCGAACAUACGAUAUGGCAGGAACCCUCCGAGGCAUCAAGGUCUAUCUCAACAAGGAGCGUGUCAAAGUAACUUCGUUCGCAAAGUACAUGGAGAUGUACACGAAGGCCAUUGCACGCGAGCAGGGCAACAACGAAGACGACAAGCAAAAGGACGUCAUCAUCACCGACAAGCACGAUCGCUGGGACAUUGGUUUUGCUGUGUCAGACGGCUCUUUCAACCAGGUGUCCUUCGUCAACUCGAUUGCAACGACAUCCGGAGGAACUCACGUCAACUACAUUUCUGAUCAGAUCGUCGAGAAGCUCAUGGCGGUCAUGAAGAAGAAUAAAGCUGCCGUGAAGCUGAAGCCUGCACAGAUCAAGAAUCACAUCUUCUUGUUCGUCAACUGUUCGAUUGUCAACCCGGCUUUCACAUCGCAGACCAAGGAGCAACUGACGACCAAGGCAAGUCAGUUCGGCAGCAAGCCUGUCCUCACCGACAAGUUCUUGAAAGCCAUUGAGAAGACAGAAGUCAUCCAGAACAUCAUGCAUUUCGCGCAGCAAACUGCAGACAAGAUGUUGAAGAAGACGGACGGCAACAAGCGCAACCGUAUCAAUAACGCUAAGCUGACCGAUGCCAACAAGGCUGGUACCAAAGACGGUCACCUCUGCACUCUUAUUCUCACUGAGGGUGAGUCAGCCAGUGUACUCGCGUUGGCUGGACGUGCUGUUGUGAAUCAAGAUCUGUUCGGUGUGUUUCCACUGCGUGGUAAACUUCUGAAUGUUCGCGAUGCGAGCGUUGAUCAGAUUCUCAAGAACCAAGAGAUCCAGAAUAUCAAGAAAUUCAUGGGUUUGCAGCACAAGAAAGACUACACUGUCGCAGAUAUGAAAGGAUUGCGGUACGGCCAUCUCAUGAUCAUGACGGAUCAAGAUCACGACGGUAGCCAUAUCAAGGGACUUCUCAUCAACUUCCUACAGUGCCAAUUUCCUAGUUUGCUCAGGAUUCCUGGCUUCCUCCUCGAAUUCAUCACACCUAUCGUCAAGGUUUGGAAGGGCGAUCCAAAGCACCCGCGAAGCCUCAAGAGCUUCUUCUCUAUGCCCGAGUACGAGGAGUGGAAGGAGCAGCACAAGCUGGAGAAAGGAUGGGACCACAAGUACUUCAAGGGAUUGGGUACUAGCGACAUUCCCGACGCUCAAGUGUAUUUCAAGGAUCUUGACACCCACAUGAAGCGCUUCCAAGUGAUGCGCGCCGAAGAGGAGAAGCUCAUCGAGCUGGCCUUCUCCAAGAAGAAGGCUGAUGCGCGUAAAGAGUGGCUCGGCAACUUCGUACCUGGCAACCACUUGGAUCUCACGACGCCUGAGAUCUCUUACGAUGACUUCGUCAACAAGGAGUUUAUUCUCUUCUCGAUUGCCGACAAUCUGCGUUCCAUUCCCUCCGUUAUGGAUGGUCUUAAGCCUGGUCAACGCAAAGUCCUCUAUACUUGUUUCCGACGCAAUAUCAAGAAGGAUGUCAAAGUGGUUGAGUUGGCUGGUUCCGUUUCUGGAUCCACCGACUAUGCCCACGGUGAAGCUUCCAUGCAGGGCACUAUCGUUGGUCUAGCCCAGAACUUCGUCGGUUCGAACAACAUCAACUACUUGGAACCCAGUGGUAACUUCGGUUCUCGUCUAAGAGGUGGUGCCGACGCUGCCAGCGCCAGGUACAUUUACACUCGCCUCUCUCCAUUUGCGCGUAGGUUGUUCCACGCUCACGACGAUGCCCUCCUUAAGUAUGGAGAAUCAGAUGGCCACAAGAUCGAGCCUGAGAUGUUCAUACCUGUGCUCCCCACAAUCCUCGUCAACGGAUCCAGUGGUAUUGGUACUGGUUGGAGUUCUGAAAUCCCUAACUUCAAUCCCAUGGACAUCAUCGAUAACAUCAGGAUUCGUCUGCAAGAUGGCGCAUCGAAAGAGGACAUGAAGCCCAUGACUCCUUGGUAUAAGGGUUUCACUGGCACUACUGAGACUCUCGCGGCCGACCGCUUCCAGUUCACAGGUACUAUCCGUCAGACUGGUGAGAAUGAGCUCGAAGUCACUGAACUUCCAGUGCGCUACUGGACUCAGGACUUCAAGGAGAAGCUCGAGGACAUCAUCAAGGCCGAGAAGACCCCGGCUUUCAUCAAGGACUACAUAGACUACAACACGCCAGACCGCGUUCACUUCAUCAUCAAGAUGGAAGACAAACACAUGUUGAACGCGGUGCAAAAGGGUCUAGAAGAGACAUUCAAGCUGUACUCCAAGCAGUCAACUUCGAAUCUGGUGGCUUUCGACGCGCAAGGCCGGAUUCACAAGUACGCCUCGGUACUCGACAUCAUGGAAGAGUUUUACCAUGUGCGACUCCGAUACUACGAGAAGCGCAAGCAGCAUCAGUUGGAAGUCAUGGAGAAGGAGCUAUCCAGGAUGAAUAACCAGGCUCGCUUUAUUCAGAUGAUCAUUGAAGGCAAGCUUGUCGUCUCUAAGAAGAAGAAGGCGGUCCUUGUUGCUGAGCUGAGGAAGCUCAACUUUACGCCAUUUUCGAAGGCCGAAGAUGCCAAGAAGGCCGGCGAGACAGAAGAUGUUCAGGAAGAAGACGAGGACGAGGAAACUGAACUGGAAAUCAGCGCCAGUGAUUACGACUAUCUUUUGGGCAUGGCCAUUUGGUCCUUGACCCAAGAGCGUGUCGAGAAGCUCCGCAAGCAGAUCGGCGACAAGGAGGAAGAGGUCGACACUCUCAUCAAGCUCUCGCCUAAGGACAUUUGGAAUGUGGACUUGGACGCCUUCGUGGAUGAGUGGAACCUUCAGCUCGAAGAAGACGUGAAGCGCAAGAAGAAGAUUGCAGGUAUCACACGUCGUGCUUCCAAGAAGCUCGGCAUCGACGGAGCCAAGGGCAAGAAGAAGAAGAGAAAGGCAGGUGAUACCGACUCAGAUGAUGACUCUGGAUCGGACUUUGGUCCAGCUAAGAAGAAGGCCAAGCCGAAGAAAGAGGGUCUGCUGAGUUACCUGCGCCAGGAGGAGCCCGUGAAGAAGCCAAAUGCGGCAGCAGCGCUCAAGAGUAGCACAGCCUUUGGCUCAACAGCUCCGCCGAAGCAAGGGACUUUGCUCACGCAUCUUGUCAAGAAGGAAAGCACACCGCAAGUUGACGGGGCAUCAGACGAUCCCCCUGCCGAGGAGGAAGACGCGCCAGUCACCAAGCGUGCCCGCCCAGCUGCCGCAAAGAUCACCAAGAAUGCACCAGUCGUCGUCUCUGACGAUGACUCGGAUGUCUUCGCUGCGGUUGCCAAAGAGAUCGAGAAGAAGAAGCCCGUUGCGGCUGCUCGCGGUGGACGUGGUGCGACCAAACAAAUGCCAAAAUACAACAUCGACAACAGCGACAGCGACUCUGACGAUGGAGAUCUACUUGGCGACGUUAGCACCAUGGUCAAGACCAUUGGUGCUGCUGGCAGUAAUGGAGUUCCACUGUUCAAGGCAACAAGCGCUGCCCGUCCCGUCAGCAACGGAAGUGCUCGUCCAGCCAGCGCUGCUGGAGGUGCGAAGGCCGCAAAGAGAAAUAGCCCUAUCGAGAUCGACGACGAUACCACCAAUUACGAAGGGUUGGUGCCGCAGCCUAGUCCGAAGCGGCCGGCUCCUCGCAACGUCCACGAUACCAUUAUGAGCUCGGAUGACGACUCUGAUGUCGUGAUCAAGAAGCCCGCUCCUAAGCUGACUGCUAAGCCCAAGCUCGCCGCUCCUAAGGCUGCUGCGAAGCCCAAGGCCUCUUCCACUCUUGUUGCGAAGAAGAGCACUGCACUGAGCCCUGCAGCGAAGGCUUAUGCCGCCAAGUUGGCGAAGACGACUGGAGCAUUGUCAAAGCCGGCGGCCAAGGCGAAGAAGCCUGUCGCCGUCGAAUCGGACGACGACAUGGAAGAUGCGGAUGCGAUCGCGAAUGACCUCCUGUCCGACGAAGACGAGGAUGAGCCGACGCCUAAGCCAGCCGCGCGCGCUCCUGCUGCUCGACCUGGUCGCCGUGCCGCUGCUGCACCUGCGAAGUACGUCGUCAGCGACGACGAGAUGGAUUCGGAUGAGGCGAGUGAGCCUAGUUUUGAGGAUGAUGAGAGCGAUUAG